AUGAGCUCGGACUUCCAGCAUUACAGUUUCAGGAUGCCGAACAUCGGGUUCCAGAACCUGCCUCUCAACAUAUACAUCGUGGUUUUUGGCACGGCCAUCUUCGUCUUCAUCCUCAGUUUGCUCUUCUGUUGCUACUUGAUCAGGCUCAGACAUCAAGCACACAAAGAGCUUUACGCCUACAAACAGGUUAUACUCAAGGAGAAGGUGAAGGAGCUGAACCUACACGAGCUGGGACGAGAGGUGAAGGAGCGGCGUGAGGAGCCCUGGGGGGUCCUGCGGCUGCUGCAGUGGACGGGGGAAUAUGUUGGAUUUCAGGAAACCUGCCCGGAGAAGGUUUUAUCCGGCUGCAGAG
Molecule: messenger RNA, 352 nt
Organism: Cariama cristata (Red-legged seriema)
Lineage: Eukaryota; Metazoa; Chordata; Aves; Cariamiformes; Cariamidae
Product: RING finger protein 24-like
Exons: 4
Source: RefSeq, a predicted model, not a curated record